Messenger RNA from Phyllopteryx taeniolatus (common seadragon), 4285 nucleotides. It is a transcript of the gene tmem170b, whose product is annotated as transmembrane protein 170B. Gene Ontology annotation, cellular component: plasma membrane. Gene Ontology annotation, biological process: negative regulation of canonical Wnt signaling pathway. The coding region runs from base 487 to 879 and encodes 130 amino acids. Lineage: Eukaryota; Metazoa; Chordata; Actinopteri; Syngnathiformes; Syngnathidae. The record is from RefSeq and is a predicted model, not a curated record. The transcript has 3 exons.
UUACGCACCGUUAGCACAUUGUUUUGAGCAGUCACUUGAGCGUGACGAGGGCUCAGUGGUAAUUUCAAGGACAUCGACCUAUCUCGACGUCACGGUCCUUCUGUUUCCCAUUCAUAACGCGGCUCGAACACGGAAUAUGUCGAAGUAACAUGCAAAGGGGGCGCCUGUCCCUUUAAGCGUUAUGUAGCCGGGCUGGUCAAUGGAGGGCGAGCGACCGUACGCGUUCCUGCCUGAGCUCCGGCUGCCAUCCCCAUCAUGGCCUCCGCACCGACACCGCCGACUCCGCCGCAACCGAGGAUGAAGCGACCAGCCAGCGGCCCUUGCCUUCCCGACGCGGAGACGGACGCGAAGCCGAAGCAGAGGCACCGGUAGAGGCGAGCCGCGCCGGGGAGAGCCGCCUCACACAGCCGAUGCCACCCCGGUCUCCCCCGUGCCUUGUACGGCUACAAGAUAAAGGAGGGUGCGAACCCGGGCGGUGGCAUAAACAUGUCAACAAACAGGGAUUAUUCUGUUAAUCUAUCGGUGCAGCAAGUGCUGAGUCUUUGGGUGCAAGGGACGACGUUGCAGCACUUCACAGAGAUGUGGUACUGGGUGUUCCUGUGGUGUCUCUUCUCCUCACUCUUCGUCCACGGGGCGGUGGGGCUGCUCAUGUUUGUCAUGCUGCAACGCCACAAGCGGGGUCGUCUCAUCACCGUCGUGCUGGUCAGCGUGGGUUUCCUAGCUUCCCUCUCUGGAGGCGUCAUCACCAGCGCAGCAAUAGCGGGCGUGUACCGCGUGGCAGGGAAGGACAUGGCACCGCUGGAGGCUCUGCUUCUUGGUGUGGGCCAAACCAGCCUCUCCGUCGUCAUAUCCUUCUCACGCAUCCUGGCCACACUAUGAAAUGAAGGUAAUCCUUGAAGGACACAGACUGGAUGAAUGGCAUUCAAUCAGAGAUUUUGAACGGCACUCAAAUUGGCCUCUGGACCUUUGGGACUGGGUCCAAAAGUCUUAGUUCUGUUACUGCCACAGUUGCGAGAGCAGCACCUUCUUUGCAGAUUCAGAGGGAACUCAAUUCCGCGCAAGCUGCGCCGGGCAAACUCACCGCCAUCCUCAGCUUCUGGACUGAAAGCCAUGUUGGGGGUGUUUCCAGAGGUAACUCUGUGCCAACAGUAUUCUCUGGGAUGUCCAGCAUGCCUUUUGUGGACACUGACCCUCGAAGGGUAUUCCUAAUUAGGGAAUCAUGGGACAUUUUUAAAGCAUAAAACUACUGUGGGAUCCUUUUUUUAGACUCCACUUGAGAACAAACGCUGAGCACUGAUUACCCUACAGUUUUUAUCAACUAUACAAUAUUAAUAAUCACACCGGGGUUUUAUGCCACAGCGCACAGAUUCUCAUUCUUUUCCAUACACAGCUUCAAUGCUGGAUUAUCCAAUUUCAGCUCACAGGAGUGUAAGCGAAGUGAAUUCAGCAAACAUGAAACAAGUAUCAGUGCCAAAAACUGCUUGGGAGUAAAAAUUGGCUGAAAGUAAUCCUAAUUUACUUUCAUGAAAAUGGGAGCAUUGCUACAACUGUUUGCUCUUCACUUUAAAGCCCACAUUACUGUGGAUUUAUUGCUUUUGAUUGAUUGAUUGAUUUAUUACUACAAUGUCAACCUUUGAAUAAAACAAUGAACUGGCUGCCUGAGCUCUUGGUAGGGAUGUCCCGAUCCGAUCCGAUCACGUGAUCGAAAAUCGAGGUCGAUCACGUGAUUUCAGCUGAUUGAGAUCAGGUAAAAAAAUAAAAAAUAAAAAAAAAAGAACAAUUCACUUUCUGCCAUUUUAAAUGUCACAAAGUGACAAAAUAAUCAAGGUGCAAAGAUCUUGCCAAAUGGAACAGUAAUAGCUUCAUUUUAUAUUACACCAACCAAGUGUGAAUUAUUUUGUGACAAGCAAGCUUGUGCAGCUUUGUAGCUGCGUGGACCGUCGUUAUAACCUUAAGACACACGCUGAACUAAAAAAAUAAUGUAAAUUGUUAACCAUGCGCUCAGAGCAAUCUCCCAUACUAUGUUAAAGCUUCUAUGAUGCCAUUCCACUGAUUUGGUGCUAUUUGCAUCCCAGGAAACAAAAUGUAGAAAUGCCCCAUGAAAAUAUUAUUAAGCAUCCUGCACACUCAUCUGUAAUUUGCUUAGUGUUAACAUUCUAUUAGCAUAAAUGUCAUCUGGCUAUAUUUCAUGUAUUUGCUAAUAUUAUGUUAAAAACCCUCUCCUGUUUAUAAAAAAAAAUAAAAAUUCAUAUUUCAGUUGCCUGAGUUGGACCAAUACAAAUUUUGAGUAGUUCAAUAUUUGUACAGUGUGCAUGUUUGUGAAUGGCCCAUAUAAUAUAUUUAUGUUCUUGGUGUGUGUGUGUGUGUGUGUGUAUAUAUACACACACACACACACACACACACAUAUAUAUUUAUAUAUAUAUAUAUAUUUGUGUGUAUAUGUAUACAUAACUAUAUACAUACACAUAUGUACGUAUAUUGAGAAAAUCUGGAUACAUGCUCUUUAGUGCAUUGUCAAGGUAUCGGAUCGGGAGUUGGUAUUGGCAGAUGCUUAAAAUCAAAAAAACUGACUCGGGUGCAAAAAAAAUGUGCUUGGGACAUCCCUAGCUCUUGGUCAUACAAAUGGGCUCAAUUAACUAUUCAUGUCCUACAAAAAUGGAAACAUCUUGAGUUGGAACGUUGGAAACUCUCCAUGGGAAUAAACCAGCAAUUUACAAAUUUGAAGGUUGGAGUUUAACAGUAAAUUUAAAUAUAGUUGGGGUAAAUACUGCAUAUUUUAGCAUCAUCCUGACUAAAACGAUCAGAUUUCAUGCAAAUACAGUGGUACCUUGACUUACAAGUGCUCCAACUUAAAAUGUUUUCAAGUUAUGGGUCCUGGUUUGAUCGAUUUUUGGAAAAGAAAGGUAUCAAAUUUGCAUGGAUAUAUGCUCAUGACAAAACAAGAUGUUUAUAUUUAUGCUCGAAUGUGGUACCUUCCCAUUAAAUUACCAGUUAAUUCCCAUGGAACUUUUAAAAAAUUCCCAAGCUUAGAUUGCCAUGGAAGUUUAAUAGACAUUUUCUCCCCCUUUUCAACCCUAAAUACAUCAUUAUUUUUUUGUAUUUAAAAAACCCAUGUCCCUUAAGUUCGAAAGGUUUCAUUUUGUCAAGUCUGAAUAAGCUAGCGCUUCAUAAUUAACUCCAGACCAGUAGGUGGCAACGUGGUCCCACAACACUGUCAAAGAAGCAUGCUAAUUCCUUAGCAUUAGUGGAAGUGGGAAAAAAAUUACAAACUAAUUUCAAAGCAGGUUCAUGGCCACUUGCUGCUGCUUCUUGACAGCAAAAGUUUUUUCAAGGUAAGAUGAAUUAACGCGAGCUUGUUCAGGUGCUUACAAGUGGAGUCUUUAGCUUUGCAUUUUGCACUGAGUUUACGCUUACUUUGUUUUAGCGUGGAAUGGUGCAACUCUGGCGUGACUCAUUACACCAAAAUGAGUGAUUACAUUCUUUUUAAUAUAUUUUUUUUUUGUCUGACACGCUUGUAGUAAUGAUAAUUGUUUCCGUGAAGUUGGCGAUACACCAGUUUGCAUCAGUGGUUUAAAAAAAAAAAAAUGGAAAAAACAUGGUAACUGGUUUCUUAAUUUAAUGCUGGCCGAAAAUUAAAACAACACAUGGCACCAAACCCAAAAGUAAGAAGUAGAUGGGUAAUUAUGCCAAAGUAUCACUAAUAUACUAGCUUUAUUUGUCUUAUCUCAGUGUAGUGAAUUUUUUUGAAUGCAUUGCUGCUUCCAGAUUGGUGGUUAAAGGUCAUGGCUGCUAUGAACGAGUGUUUUUGAGGUUUUCUUUUUUGUGCCUUUCUCAAGGUAAACACCACCUUUUAGAGGAGUUAUGUAACUGACAUGGCUCACCUUCACUAGCAGUUUAGUCCACAAGAGGGCAUCGUUGUACUGAAUUAAAAGCUGUGAAGUAUGGUGACGACAAAUGAGACAUUUACUCCUUAAUUGUGUUAGCCACGAUGUUCAUCUCUAUAACUAGAAUUGGAAAGCCGACCUAAACCCACCAUUUUAAUCCACAUAACAAUGCCCUUUCUGUCUUAAUGUUUUCCCUCUUUUUCAGUUACCAAUGUUGAGUUGCUAGUGACUCACCUGCUGUGUUGGAAUUGAAUUUUGAAUUUAUUUAUUUUUGGUGCAAAUUUCCUCAUGUAUGUGUGAUUUUAAAGUUGCUGCUGCAGUGUGUGUGAUUUCUACCAACAGCAGUAAAUUCAUGUGCUGUGCUUUUAUCUUAUUAACAUUUUUAAAGCAGUAUUUCCCAA